This is a messenger RNA of Lipotes vexillifer (Yangtze River dolphin), 2733 nucleotides long. RefSeq names its product VPS26 retromer complex component A (gene VPS26A). Gene Ontology annotation, biological process: intracellular protein transport. The transcript is spliced from 9 exons. The record is from RefSeq and is a predicted model, not a curated record. Bases 121 to 1110 code for a protein of 329 amino acids. NCBI's taxonomy places the organism in Eukaryota, Metazoa, Chordata, Mammalia, Artiodactyla, Lipotidae.
GAGGGGUCACGUGCGGCGAGCUGCCCGAAGUCACGUGACGAAGACGCUGCGCGGAGGGAGCCGGGGCUGGGAGUUCUCCUGAGGGAAGAGGAGUGAAGUGUGGGGCACGCGGCGGCGGCGAUGACAAUGAGUUUUCUUGGAGGAUUUUUUGGUCCCAUUUGUGAGAUUGAUGUUGUCCUUAAUGAUGGGGAAACGAGGAAAAUGGCAGAAAUGAAAACUGAGGAUGGCAAAGUAGAAAAACACUAUCUUUUCUAUGAUGGAGAAUCUGUUUCAGGGAAGGUAAACAUAGCCUUUAAGCAAUCUGGAAAGAGGCUAGAGCACCAAGGAAUUAGAAUUGAAUUUGUAGGUCAAAUUGAACUUUUCAAUGACAAGAGUAAUACUCACGAAUUUGUAAACCUAGUGAAAGAACUAGCCUUACCUGGAGAACUGACUCAGAGCAGAAGUUAUGAUUUUGAAUUUAUGCAAGUUGAAAAGCCAUAUGAAUCUUACAUCGGUGCCAAUGUCCGUUUAAGGUAUUUCCUUAAAGUGACGAUAGUAAGAAGACUGACAGACUUGGUAAAAGAAUAUGAUCUUAUUGUUCACCAGCUUGCUACCUAUCCUGAUGUCAACAAUUCUAUUAAGAUGGAAGUGGGCAUUGAAGAUUGUCUACAUAUAGAAUUUGAAUAUAAUAAAUCAAAGUAUCAUUUAAAGGAUGUGAUUGUUGGAAAAAUUUACUUCUUAUUAGUAAGAAUAAAAAUCCAACACAUGGAGUUACAACUGAUUAAAAAAGAGAUCACGGGAAUUGGACCCAGUACCACAACAGAAACAGAAACAAUCGCUAAAUAUGAAAUAAUGGAUGGUGCACCAGUAAAAGGUGAAUCAAUUCCAAUAAGACUGUUUCUAGCAGGCUAUGACCCAACUCCAACAAUGAGAGAUGUGAACAAAAAAUUUUCAGUAAGGUACUUUUUGAAUCUAGUCCUUGUUGAUGAGGAAGACAGGAGGUACUUCAAGCAGCAGGAGAUAAUUUUGUGGAGAAAAGCUCCUGAAAAACUGAGGAAACAGAGAACAAACUUUCACCAGCGAUUUGAAUCGCCAGAAUCGCAGGCAUCUGCUGAGCAGCCUGAAAUGUGAACUGAAUAGGAGAAAAAAAAGAAGAAAACUCCUAUAUCUGUUGAGAUUGAAGAUCAGCAGGUUAAAGAUGGUCGCAGCGUGUAGGGCGGGGAAAAGGCCAAAACCCCAUUUAUGAUAGUCUUCCUUUAUCUUACAGUGCUGAGUUUAUUUUAUGACAUAACUAAAUGUUCUUCAUGUAUAUACAUUUAAAAAGUGCUUUCUUUGAAACACUGGAACUUUCUUAAACUGCCGUGUUGUUGUUUUUUUAACCACAUACUUUCAUUUAAUGAUAAGCACUCAGCUGUACAUCAGCAUAAACAUUAAAGAUUUUCAUGUGAGUAGGUUGGUAUUUGUAAUUUUGCUUUCUUUCUGCAUAAUGUUGAUUACAAAUUCUUUUAUUUUCCUUUUUCAUGCUAAUGAUUACCUCUUAUUCUCUACAUGCAAAAAAUUAAACAUUUUGUGUUCAAAUAAAAUUAGAAAAACCUGAGUGGCCCUUAAUCCUGCAAAGAUUUAAAACAUGGCAUCUCAGUAUUUUUGAAAACUACAUUUUUGUUUUUCCAUACGUGUUUGAGAAAUGCAUACGAGUGUUUCGCUGUAGGUGCCUCUGAGUCUACCAUUUCAUGGCUUCCUGAAUUUUGUUCUCUUUGAAGUCUUCUGUGGUAUGAAUAUUAAAUUUUUUUCCAUAAGAGAUUAUGUGGCAUGUCAUUGCAGCUCUUUUUUGGGGGGGGGUACCACAUUAAGUAACCAUUUUGCUACUACUAUCAGAUAGGUACCAUGGUAUGUUUUCUGCAAUGUGGAGUUGACUCUAUGUUGGCAUUUUAGUUUGUUAAAACUAUAUAAUUUUUCCAUAAAUACUUUGAAAAAAAUUUUUUUUGAUUUAAGGAAUCUUUUUAGCACAUAUAUGCAAAUAUAAUUUUCUUGCAAAUAUUCUCUUCCCUUUUCAGGGGAAAAUUUGAGGAUGGGGGGGACUCAGGAGAACUGGUGAAGUAUGUAGUUACCCAAAUCUCGACAAUUUCAUGUUUGUUAAAUUGGAAACUUGACUAGUUCAAACUCAAAUUUAAACUAAUUCAUCCACUCUGUUUAAAUUUUUUAAAUAUUAAAUUCAAGUAUUGUUCAAAGCCUCUGAGAACGAAGGUUGCAGUCAUCUGUUUUUAUGCUAUGCAUGGGGUCUGAUGCAAAUACACUAAAUGUGGGGUGUAGGAACUAAAAUGAAGCCUGUUGUGUGAAACUACUUUCACUUACGGUUCAUUGGUUUUUGUACCAAUAUUUUUUUAUAUACUUCAGUGCAAGUCUUGUCAGUUAACUUUACUUUAUGGGUAAGCUAAGUAACCCAAAUUACAUUUCUUUAAGCCUGUUUUACUACUAUGGCACUUUGAAAAAUGGUCAGUAACCAACUUCUUAACUGGCAAAAGGUUCCAGGUACCAUGUGCUGGAGCAUCUAUUUUAAAUGUGGAUAUCUGUGAAUGGUAAUGUUUUCCUUCAUGUAAGUGCCUGUUCAGAGUUUCAAAAUUUUAAAAUGCCAAAUAUUUUCAUGGUCACUUGCAUGUAGUAAUCUGGAAAAUAUUCAAAGAAAAAUUGAAAAACAAUUGUAUUUAACCAGCCUCAAAUUGUGCAACCAUGAUGUAUAAUAAAGAAUUUGAAACA